Molecule: messenger RNA, 750 nt
Organism: Cynocephalus volans (Philippine flying lemur)
Lineage: Eukaryota; Metazoa; Chordata; Mammalia; Dermoptera; Cynocephalidae
Gene: TEX101
Product: testis expressed 101
Exons: 5
Coding region: 1-750 (249 amino acids)
Biological process (GO): regulation of flagellated sperm motility; binding of sperm to zona pellucida
Cellular component (GO): plasma membrane raft; plasma membrane
Source: RefSeq, a predicted model, not a curated record
AUGGGAACCUGUCAUAUCCAGGCUUUGAUGUUCUACUUUCUCCUAGGAGCCUCCUCCUUGACCUUGGCCCAACAUCUGGAGUGUUUCAAGAGUAUAUCCACGAGUAUAGAAGCGAAUCCAAGCAAUACAUUUAACUGGACCACAGAGGAAGUUGAGACUUGUGACAAUGGGUCAUUUUGCCAGGAAACUGUACUGAUGAUUAAAGCAGGGGCUGAGACGGCUGUUUUGGCCACUAAGGGCUGUGUCUCUGAAGGGGCAGAGGCAAUGACAUUUAUCCAACACACUGCACCCCCUGGCCUGAUCACAGUCUCCUACAGUGGUUACUGUGAGGAUUCCUUUUGUAACAACAAAGAUGGAGUAUAUCAGUUUUGGCAGCUACAAAGGACCCCAGCUUCCGGUGUGUCAGGAACCCUCCGUUGCCCAACAUGUGUGGCUUUGGGGUCCUGUUUCAGUGCUCCUUCUCUUCCCUGUCCCAAUGGUACAACUCGAUGCUAUCAAGGAAAACUUGACAUCACUGGAGGAGGCAUCAACUCAUCUGUGGAGGUCAAAGGCUGUACAUCCAUGAUUGGUUGCAGGCUGAUGGCCAGAAUCUUUACAGUAGGACCCAUGUUGGUGAAGGAAGUGUGUCCACGUCAGUCUCUCACUGAACCCCGGAUGGCUGAAGAUGGUGCCACCUGGAUUCCCAUUUCAGUUUGGGGACUAGAGCUACUGCUGCCAUUGCUGCUGCAAUCAUUUGUUCUUUUGUCCUGA